Molecule: messenger RNA, 784 nt
Organism: Episyrphus balteatus (marmalade hoverfly)
Lineage: Eukaryota; Metazoa; Arthropoda; Insecta; Diptera; Syrphidae
Product: guanine nucleotide-binding protein G(o) subunit alpha-like
Exons: 4
Coding region: 1-690 (229 amino acids)
Biological process (GO): adenylate cyclase-modulating G protein-coupled receptor signaling pathway
Cellular component (GO): heterotrimeric G-protein complex
Molecular function (GO): guanyl nucleotide binding; G-protein beta/gamma-subunit complex binding; GTPase activity
Source: RefSeq, a predicted model, not a curated record
AUGUAUAAAGCGCGCUCAGUUCGAGCAAAGAUUAUAGAAUACAAAAAUGUCGCAUCCCAUACAAAUUAUCGGAACCCCAAACUCUUUGAAAACAUGGAACGUAUCCUAAGUGAAAAGUACUCUCCAACGUCCACAGAUGUUCUUCGAGCUAGAGUUCGCACAAAUGGUAUAAUUGAGACAAAUUUUCUCGUAAACGAUUCUGUUGUAAGCAUGUACGAUGUGGGUGGUCAGCGAUCGCAGCGUCGUAAAUGGGUUUACUGCUUUGAAGAUAUAAGAGCUGUGCUUUUUGUUGUAGCCCUAAGUGAAUACGACAUGACUCUUCUUGAGGACAACACCGUUAAUCGCCUUGUAGAAAGCCUAAAUUUAUUUGAGCAAAUAAUUAACAAUAGAUGGUUCAAAGAAGCUGCAUUUAUUUUGUUCCUUAAUAAACUGGAUCUAUUUCGCGAGAAGAUUAUGUGUACCAAUAGACACCUUCGUUUAUUUGUUCCAUCUUUCAGAGGUCCGGAUCGCAACAUUGACCAAGCAGCUCUCUUUAUCCAAAGUGAAUUUCUCAAACGCAAUCACAAUGCACGUCGAGUUAUAUGUCCGCAUUUUACCACUGCUACGGAUACAGCCAAUGUGCAGACAGUAUUUCAUGUCGUUAUGGAAACCGUGCUAAAAGAAAAUCUCGGUGCCGUUGCCCUUCUUUAAAUAAUACAAUCGAACAAAAUUUUUGCUAUGCCAAAUUUGAAAUAUUAAUAUUGUACCGUAAGUGUCCUUACAGCUAUUCUUCUUUUAGAAAGAU